GUGAAACCAGUACAGAAAUCCCAAAUUCCAAACAACUUUGAAUUUCCUCAAAAAAAAAAUCGAAAUCAAAUCAAACGCUCAUUUUCUACAACGUCGGCAAACCCUAACCUAACUUUGAAUUUUCUCUCUCCUAAUUUAUCUGAUCAGACUCAAAAUUUUCUAAUUCAAUCACAUUUCUUCCCCAAUUCCAUUCGAUUGUUCGCAGAGUUUUUACUUUUCAGCACAGUUUCCAGAAUUCUUGAAAUUUUCAUCAGAAUUCGACGGCAAAUGCUAAGCAGAUCCAGAAAAAUCUCAUCGUAUACAAGCUCAAUCUUUACCAAACCACUGAAAAUCCAUGGAAUUUCAUCUAGGUUUUCAAUUAGUUUUUGACAUAUGAUUAAACUAAAUACUACGAAAUCGCCAUUGUUAUGGGAGCUGCAGAGAGGAAGAAGUGGCUAUUUGCACUAUUCUCCGCUUUGUUAGUCUCUCUCCUCCUCUUCCUCACAGCUAUCUCAGGACUCAACGCCUCAUAUGCUUUCACUUCCUGGAGCAACAGGCCCACAGCACUCCCGAACCGCGGACCGCAGUUUCCACCGUCCUUCGCUUACUACCUUUACGGCGGACCGGGAGAUAAGGAGCAAAUUUUCCGGCUAUUGCUGGCCGUCUACCACCCACGGAAUUGGUAUUUGUUGCACCUCUCAGCCGAGGCAUCGACAGAGGAGAGAGAAUGGCUGGUUGCUGCGCUGAGGUCGGUGCCGGCGAUUCAGGCUUUCGAGAAUGUGGAAGUGAUUGGGAAACCUAUAUGGUUGACUUACAUGGGAGCUACUAAUAUAGCAGCUACGCUUCGAGCAGCUGCUGUGUUGUUGAAGCUGGAUGAUGGGUGGGAUUGGUUUAUUACUUUGAGUGCUUCUGAUUAUCCUUUGCUUACCCAGGAUGACUUGGCUCAUGUAUUCUCAUCAACUAGAAGAGACCUCAAUUUCAUUGAUCACACCAGUGAGCUCGGUUGGAAAGAGCAGCAAAGAGUUCAGCCUAUCAUCGUGGACCCUUCAAUAUACUUAGCCAGAAGAAGUCAGAUAUUUACUGCAACGCAGAAGCGACCUACACCUGCUGCUUUCAAAGUUUUUACAGGUUCUCCCUGGAUUAUGUUGAGCCAGCCCUUUUUGAAAUUUUGUCUCUUUGGUUGGGAUAAUCUGCCGCGCACCAUCUUAAUGUAUUUUAAUAAUGCAAUGUUACCUCAGGAAGGCUAUUUUCAUUCAGUCAUUUGCAAUUCACCGGAGUUCAGAAACACAACUAUUAACAAUGAUUUAAGAUACAUGAUAUGGGAUAGUCCUCCAAAAAUGCAGCCUCACUUUCUGACUGUAUCAGAUUUUGAUCAGAUGAUACAAAGUGGAGCUGCUUUUGCACGACGAUUCAAAAAGGAUGACCCAGUAUUGACGAUGAUUGACGAGAAAAUACUUCACCGGAAACAUAACAGAGUUGCUCCAGGGUCAUGGUGUUCUGGCCGUGAUAGUUGGUUUACUGAUGCUUGUGCCCAGUGGGGUGAUAUCAACUCUUUGAAACCCGGUCUACAAGCAAAAAGGUUUGCAGAUUCUAUGACAAACUAUAUUGAUGACCUUAAUUCACAGUCUACCCAAUGCAAAUGACAGUUGUCUUCUAGGACGUGGAGGCAUUGUAAUGUUAACGUAUAGCAAAUCAUGAGAGCUUACUGAGGUGGUUUUUCCAUCCAAUCGCGGAUGGGUGUUUGUACUAAUUUCAUAUACAAAUUGUUCAUAUAGUGGGUGGAAGGUUGAGGGGAGAAUGGCAUACCUUUAUAGAGACUUUGAGCCUGCAUUGUGGCUUAGAGAGAGGCCAACAUUGGUUGUAGAGUAAAUCUGGUCUUUCAAAUAAUUAGGAAGUCACUUUAUUAUGCGGCACUAUACAUACUGAUGAUCCUUUUGUAUCUUUUUGUAUGGCGUGGUUGGAAUAUGCUUAUGGUUGAUGAUUCUUGAUA
Spinacia oleracea (spinach) is the source of this 1969-nucleotide messenger RNA. RefSeq names its product beta-glucuronosyltransferase GlcAT14A. Gene Ontology annotation, cellular component: membrane. NCBI's taxonomy places the organism in Eukaryota, Viridiplantae, Streptophyta, Magnoliopsida, Caryophyllales, Amaranthaceae. Gene Ontology annotation, molecular function: glucuronosyltransferase activity. The record is from RefSeq and is a predicted model, not a curated record. The coding region runs from base 408 to 1622 and encodes 404 amino acids. The transcript has 4 exons.